AUUAGAACUAGAAAAGGACAAUGCCAAAAUUGAAAAAACGUCAGCUGUCUGAAAAUUCAAGUUCUUGUUAAAAAUACUCCUGAUGAGUGCAAAACUUGAUUUCGUGGCUCGAUCCGAGCACAAACUUGUGGGCAAAAUGGGCUUUCGCAUUGGGCGGACGAUCGGAAAAGGCACCUACAGUAAAGUGUGUCUUUCAACCAACAGCAAGGGCGACAAAUUUGCCUGCAAAAUCAUCAGGAAGAAACUAGCCGGCAGCGAUUUUAUUGAGAAGUUUCUGCCCAGGGAAAUUGAGAUUAUCACUGCGAUUAAACACCCCAAUAUCAUUCAGGUCUACAAAAUAAUGGAAACCCAACAAGUAAUUUACAUGUUCAUGGAUUACUGUCGCGACGGCGACCUGCUGGAAUACAUCAGGGAAUACGGCUGUUUUCCUGAGGAAAAAGCCAAACACUAUUUUAGGCCAUUAGUGGAAGCAGUGGCGUACCUGCACGAUCUGGACAUCGCCCAUCGGGACAUAAAAUGCGAAAACAUCUUCCUAAUGGCGAACAAGCAAGUGAAGCUGGGAGAUUUUGGGUUUGCCCGAAUGUGUACCGACGCAUAUGGAAAACACGUUUUAUCGGACACUUUUUGCGGAUCGGCAGCUUAUGCCGCCCCCGAAAUACUCAAAGUAAGUGUCUGUCUGUGCCCUAAACUCUCUGGAAAGAUUCUCAAUGCGAAGUGAGAGUAGUAAAGGCGG
Messenger RNA from Dendroctonus ponderosae (mountain pine beetle), 733 nucleotides. RefSeq names its product testis-specific serine/threonine-protein kinase 2-like. The coding region runs from base 83 to 718 and encodes 211 amino acids. Gene Ontology annotation, molecular function: ATP binding; protein serine/threonine kinase activity; tau-protein kinase activity. Lineage: Eukaryota; Metazoa; Arthropoda; Insecta; Coleoptera; Curculionidae. The transcript is spliced from 2 exons. Gene Ontology annotation, cellular component: cytoplasm. The record is from RefSeq and is a predicted model, not a curated record. Gene Ontology annotation, biological process: protein phosphorylation; intracellular signal transduction; microtubule cytoskeleton organization.